AUGUCUCUUGUAAUAAGAUGUGUGAAUGUUUCAUCUAAUCAAGUAAAUGUGGAAGAGUUCUUUUUAGAAUUUUUAAAGGUGGAUGAUACAUCGGGACUGGGUCUUUUUAAUGUACUUAAAGAGGUAUUGUGCACACUCCAACUUGAUAUUAGUGAUAUAAGAGGACAAGGAUAUGAUAAUGACUCUAACAUGAAAGGGAAACACAAAGGUGUACAGAAAAGGCUACUUGAAAUAAAUCCUAGAGCAUUCUACAUACCAUGUGGUUGUCAUAGUCUUAACAUUGCACUUUGUGAUAUGGCUAACUCUGGUCCCAAAGCUAUCUCUUUUUUUGGAGUGUUACAAUAUAUAUAUUUAUUGUUUUCAUCUUCUACAAAGCGGCAGAAAGUUUUCAAAGAUCAUGUGGAAGUUAACUCAGUUAGCAAAAUGUUUCAAAGGAAAGACAUGCAUAUUGAUGUUGCUAUAAUUCAGUUAAAAGGACUCAUUACCUUUUUUGAAAAGCAUAGAGAAACUGGAUUUUUGGAUACCAUGAUUGAGGCUACAGAAGUUGAACUCGAAUGGAAAUUGAUCCAGUAUUUCGUGAAAAGUGUGUCAUUCGCAGAAAGAAACAAUUUGAUGAGAAUGUUGGUGAAGAGGUGA
Messenger RNA from Camellia sinensis, 636 nucleotides. NCBI's taxonomy places the organism in Eukaryota, Viridiplantae, Streptophyta, Magnoliopsida, Ericales, Theaceae. The record is from RefSeq and is a predicted model, not a curated record.